Molecule: messenger RNA, 2223 nt
Organism: Auanema sp. JU1783
Lineage: Eukaryota; Metazoa; Nematoda; Chromadorea; Rhabditida; Rhabditidae
Source: the annotation of a GenBank genome assembly
AUGAGUGACGACGAGGGUCCAAUUGCCGAAAAUAAGCCGUUAAGGCUUCCUAAGAAAGCCCAGCGUGUCAAGAACAAGGCACCUGCGGAAGUUCAAAUUACUGCAGAACAACUUCUGAGAGAAGCCAAAGAAAGAGAACUUGAAUUAUUACCUCCACCACCUAAGCCUAAGAUUACCGAUCCCGGUGAGCUCGCUGAGUAUCAAAGAAAAAAAAGAAAAGAGUUCGAAGAUGGAAUCCGUAAAAACAGAAUGCAAAUUGCAAAUUGGAUCAAAUAUGGUAAAUGGGAGGAAUCCAUUGGUGAAGUUCAGAGAUCUCGAUCAGUAUUUGAAAGAGCUCUCGAUGUGGAUCAUAGAUCAAUUACUAUUUGGUUACAAUAUGCAGAAAUGGAGAUGAGAUCCAAGCAGAUUAAUCAUUCAAGAAAUGUGUUUGACCGUGCUGUUACUAUUUUACCAAGAGCUAUGCAAUUCUGGCUCAAAUACUCAUACAUGGAAGAAGUCGUAGGUAAUUUACCAGGAGCUCGUCAGGUCUUUGAAAGAUGGAUGGAGUGGGAACCACCUGAGCAAGCUUGGCAAACGUAUAUAAACUUUGAACUCAGAUAUAAAGAAAUUGAUCGCGCUCGAUCAAUAUAUCAAAAGUUCUUACAUGUUCAUGGAACUAAUGUGCAAAACUGGAUAAAGUACAGUCGUUUCGAGGAGAAAAAUGGUUAUAUUGGUAAUGCUCGUGCUGCUUAUGAACGUGGUAUGGAGUACUUCGGUGAAGAUAACAUUGAGGAACCCUUAUUAAUUGCUUUUGCACAGUUUGAAGAAAGACAGAAAGAACAUGAGAGAGCUCGCGUUAUAUACAAAUAUGGAUUAGAUCAUCUCCCAUCUCACCGUACCGCUGAAAUAUUCAAGCACUAUACCAUUCAUGAGAAAAAGUACGGAGAACGUGCUGGUAUCGAAAACGUUAUUGUCAGCAAACGUCGAACUCAAUAUGAAAAGCAAGUGUCUGAAAAUUCAUUCAACUACGAUGCUUGGUUUGACUACCUGCGUCUUCUAGAAAAUGAGGAGUGUUCUCGAGAGGAGGUUGAGGAUUGUUAUGAAAGAGCAGUAGCUAAUAUUCCCCCUCAUAUGGAAAAGCGACAUUGGAGAAGAUACAUAUAUCUUUGGAUCAACUAUGCUUUGUAUGAGGAACUAACUUGUAACGAUGUGGAGAAAACAAGAGAAAUUUUCAAAUAUUGCCUGGAGAUCAUUCCACACAAGAAGUUCACCUUCGCAAAGAUUUGGAUAAUGUACUGUCAGUUUGAAAUCAGACAAAAGCGAUUGCAAGAUGCAAGAAAAAUCAUGGGUACUGCUAUUGGUAAAUGCCCAACUGACAAACUAUUCAGAUCCUACAUUGAUCUCGAACUACAACUACGUGAGUUUGACCGCUGUAGAAUGCUGUAUCAAAAGUUCCUUGAACAUUCUCCGGAGAACAGCUCUACCUGGAUUAAGUUCGCUGAGUUGGAAACUUUACUGGGAGACACAGAGCGUGCGAGAGCAUUGUUUGACAUAGCUAUAAACCGUCCUGCUUUGGAUAUGCCAGAAAUUUUAUGGAAGUCGUACAUUGAUUUCGAGAUAAAUCAGGAAGAAUACGAUAGAGCCCGAGAAUUAUAUGAAUCAUUAUUGCAAAGAACUAAUCAUAUAAAGGUGUGGGUGUCUCUUGCUGAGUUUGAACAAUCCAUUGGCAAUAAUGAAGUUGCCCGAAAGGUAUAUGAAAGAGCAAACUCCGCACUGGAAAAUUCAGAGAAAGAAGAAAGACUCAUGUUGUUAGAAGCUUGGUUAUCAUCAGAAAAGCAAAUUGGAGAUGCAACACAGAUUGAACGGGUUUCCAAUCUUAUGCCACGCCGUGUGAAAAAAAGAAGACAAAUCCAAACUGAUGAUGGUGUUGAUGCUGGUUGGGAAGAGUAUUACGAUUACAUUUUCCCACAAGAUCAAGCUUCAAAAGGAUCGUUCAAACUCUUGGCUGCUGCUGCUCGUUGGAAAAAACAAAGAGAAGAAACUGCUAUGGAUGUUGAAAGUGCCGUAGAUGAUAGAGACGAAGAGAGACGAGGAGAAGGUGAAGAGGACGUCAAGGAUGUGAUAGAAAAACAACGAGAAGGUGAUAGUGAUACGGAUUUAGAUGAGUCAUCUUCAUCUUCUUCUUCAUCUUCAUCUUCAAGCUCUUCUGAUUCUAGCGAUUCGUCGGAUGACGAUAGUGACUAA